AUGGCUUCCCACGAUAGCGUCAUCGACAGUCUACCAAAUGAAAUUUUCAUCUCAAUCCUAUCUCCCCUGUCCUCCCAGGAACUGCUCCCCCUCGCUCUCAUAAACCGCCGCUUCUACUCCCUAGUCACCCGCGUCCUGCACCAUCGCCUCCUCCAAACAGCCCCUCUCCCUGAUAAUAAGCUUAUUCUGGAAUGCUACCAUCCGAGCGACCAGCUAUAUACACCUUACCUAGCCUGCCAGUAUCAAGGCACCGUAACGCGUGACGGCCCCGCUGUCAGCGAGGAGGCGCCUGCGCUGGGUGACCUGCAGCGCCUAUAUGCGUCGUUCAAGCCCACCUUUGCAGAGGAGAAUCGUCGUCCAAGGAGGAUCAGGGCGAGAUUUACUGAGACGCAGGCCUCCGAGGAUGCCGAAGACGAUGUCGCGACGCAGCAUAUUCAUCUCGAUGAUGGCGAGCUGUUUUCUCAGCUAUGCGCCGUUACCAACCUUGUUAAGGAAGGACCCAAGCGUGGGUUGUUUAUAAGCCAUGUUAACAUCGUCGAUGGCGUCGUGCGCAUCUUUCGAAACUGGCUGGCCGAGAUGGCGAGCAAGCAGGACUUGUCGAGCGCGGGCUCUGAGAGUAUCGUCUGGAUAGGUCGGCAUGACAACGUUGGAAUACGCUUCCGAGUUGUUCCUGCGGCGUCAGAGACGAUGCCUCUUAUCUCGGGACCUGAUGAUGAUCCGCCGGUUCAUUAUACCAUGGUAUAUGAGGAACUUCUCGUGAGAGCUUGUAGCCUCUUGCAGGCUGUGGAACACUCGGCGGUUCAGGAGGUUGCAAACUCUGGGAAGACUCUUGUUAUUCACGGGGCUGCACUGUUGUAG
Molecule: messenger RNA, 858 nt
Organism: Fusarium keratoplasticum
Lineage: Eukaryota; Fungi; Ascomycota; Sordariomycetes; Hypocreales; Nectriaceae
Product: F-box domain-containing protein
Exons: 3
Coding region: 1-858 (285 amino acids)
Molecular function (GO): protein binding
Source: RefSeq, a predicted model, not a curated record